AUGGUUUUGAACACGUCAAUGGUCAAGUCCAAGUUCCUCAGCAACCCCGAGGAUCUCGGCGUCGUUGCUGUUGGCUUCUCUGGCGGACAGUGCAAGAAAGGCGUCGAUGCCGCCCCCAAAGCCCUCAUCGAAUCCGGCUUGCUCACCCAGCUCCGCGACGAGCUAGGCUACAAGCUCCAUGGCGACGAUGAGGUGCACCUCUACACCGACCUCGUGCCUGCCGACGACCCGCCCUUCCGCAACAUGAAGAACCCCAAGGCCGUGUCAUCCGUGACGGAGCGCAUCGCCGACCAGGUCUACCAGCAGUCUCGCCUCGGCCGCUUGACCCUGACCCUCGGCGGCGACCACAGCAUCGCCAUCGGCACCAUUGCCGGCUCCGCAAAGGCCACCCGCGAGAGACUCGGUCGUGAGAUCGCCGUCAUUUGGGUCGAUGCCCACGCCGACAUCAACACCCCCGAGACGAGUGACAGCGGCAACAUCCACGGCAUGCCCGUGGCUUUUGUCACGGGGCUGGCCAAGGAGUCCAGGCCCGAAUACUUUGGCUGGCUCAAGGAUGAGCACUUGCUGAGCAUCAAGAAGCUAGUUUACAUUGGUCUGCGGGACGUCGAUGCCGGCGAGAAGAAGAUUCUACGGGAGAAUGGCAUCAAGGCCUUUAGCAUGUUUGACAUUGAUAGAUACGGCAUUGGACGCGUCAUGGAGAUGGCGUUGGCGCACAUUGGCAACGAUACCCCGAUUCACUUAUCAUUUGACGUCGACGCACUCGACCCCAUGUGGGCGCCGUCAACGGGCACGCCGGUCCGCGGCGGUCUCACUCUGAGAGAAGGCGACUAUAUCUGCGAGUGUGUGCAUGAGACGGGCAGUCUCGUAGCGCUGGACCUUGUUGAGGUCAACCCGUCGCUUGCGGCCGAGCAGGAGGGCGCGGCGUCCGAGACGGUACGGGCGGGCUGUUCGCUUGUGCGAUGCGCUCUGGGGGAGUCGUUGCUUUGA
Colletotrichum orchidophilum is the source of this 987-nucleotide messenger RNA. RefSeq names its product arginase. Gene Ontology annotation, cellular component: nucleus; cytoplasm; cytosol. Lineage: Eukaryota; Fungi; Ascomycota; Sordariomycetes; Glomerellales; Glomerellaceae. The coding region runs from base 1 to 987 and encodes 328 amino acids. Gene Ontology annotation, molecular function: manganese ion binding; arginase activity. The transcript is spliced from 3 exons. The record is from RefSeq and is a predicted model, not a curated record.